AUGAGGGUCCCUAUGUAUGAGGAUGUAAAGGGUGAAACUGAAGAGGAAAAAGCAGAGGAAGAAGAAAAUGAAGAAGACAAGGUAUUCUUUAAGCCUGUUAUUGAAGACCUGAGCAUGGAAUUGGCCAGAAAAUGCACCGAACUCAUUAGUGAUAUCCAUUAUAGAGAAGAGUAUAAAAAAUCUAAGGACAAGUGUACAUUUGUGACCGACACUCCGAUGCUAAACCAUGUAAAAAAUAUUGGUGCUUUUAUUUCUGAGGCAAAAUACAAAGGUACCACUAAGGCGGACCUCUCAAAUUCUCUCUAUAAGCAGAUGCCAGCCACAAUUGACAGUGUCUUCGCAAGAGAAGUCACACAGCUUCAGAGUAAGAUCGCCUACAAGCAGAAACAUGAUGCUGCCAGAGGACUCUCAGAUUACACCCAUAUGAAGGAGCCACCUGAGAUCAAACAUGCCAUGGAGGUCAAUAAACACCAGAGCAAUAUUUCUUAUAGAAAAGAUAUGCAGGACACCCACAUGUAUAACGCAGAGCUCAACAGACCAGACAUCAAGAUGGCAACGCAGAUCUCCAAGAUCGUAAGCAAUGCAGAAUACAAGAAAGGCCAAGGAGUAAUGAAUAAAGAGCCUGCUGUAAUUGGAAGACUAGAUUUUGAACAUGCUGUUGAAGCUUCUAAACUUUCUAGUCAAAUUAAAUACAAAGAAAAAUUUGAUAAUGAAAUGAAGGAUAAGAAACAUCAUUACAAUCCCCUUGAAAGUGUUUCUUUUAAGCAAAGCCAGCUUGCCACUGAGCUGGCAAGCAAUCGAGAGUAUAGGAAAAUGUUUGAGGAAAACAAAGGCAUGUAUCAUUUUGAUUCGGACGCUGCAGAACACCUGCACCACAAAGGCAACGCCAUCCUCCAGAGUCAGGUUAAGUACAGAGAAGAAUAUGAAAAAAAUAAGGGGAAAUCGAUGCUUGAAUUUGUUGAGACACCAUCAUAUCAAGCUUCAAAGGAGGCCCAGAAGAUGCAGAGUGAGAGAGUUUACAGAGAGGAUUUUGAGAGAGAGAUUAAAGGAAGGUCAUCACUGGAUUUAGACAAGACUCCAGAAUUUCUACAUGUAAAGUACAUCACCAACUUACUGAAGGAGAAGGAAUAUAGAAAAGAUUUGGAAAAUGAAAUAAAAGGGAAAGGAAUGGAUCUUAAUUCAGAAGUUCUUGAUAUUCAAAGAGCAAAACGAGCAUCUGAAAUAGCUAGUGAGAAAGAAUACAAGAAAGACCUGGAGUCAGAAAUUAAAGGGAAAGGAAUGCAAGUUGGCAUUGAUACCCUUGAAAUACAACAUGCCAAAAAAGCUUCAGAGAUAGCUUCAGAGAAAGACUAUAAAAGAGAUCUGGAGACUGAAAUUAAAGGGAAGGGCAUGCAGGUGAGCACAGACACACUUGAUAUCCAGAGAGCCAAGAAAGCAUCCGGAAUGGCCAGCCAGAUAGAAUAUAAGAAAGAUCUGGAAACAGAAAUCAAAGGGAAAGGAAUGCAAGUGAGCAUGGACGUUCUGGAUAUGCUGCGAGCCAAGAGGGCAUCGGAAAUCUAUAGCCAGAAAAAGUAUAAAGAUGAAGCAGAGAAGAUGCUUUCUAACUAUUCUCCUGUGGCAGAUACUCCUGAAAUCCAGAGAAUUAAGACAACUCAACAAAACAUUAGUUCAGUAUUUUAUAAGAAAGAAGUAGGAGCUGGCACAGCAGUAAAAGAUUCUCCAGAGAUUGAACGAGUGAAGAAAAAUCAGCAGAAUAUUAGUUCACUCCAGUACAAAGAGCAGAGCUACAGGGCAACCCCAGUCAGCAUGACACCAGAGAUAGAGAGAGUGAGGCGGAACCAGGAGCAGCUGAGUACGGUAAAAUACAAAGGAGAGAUUAAACAGGCAACUGCAAUUUCUGAUCCACCAGAGCUGAAGAGAGUUAAAGAAAACCAGAGGAAUAUCAGCAAUGUUUAUUAUAAAGGUCAGCUGGGAAGAGCUACGCCUUUAAGUGUAACUCCUGAGAUGGAAAGAGUAAAGAAGAAUCAAGAAAAUAUUAGUUCGGUAAAAUAUACCCAGGACCAUAAACAGAUGAAAGGUAGACCAAGUCUUAUUUUAGAUACACCUGGUCUGAGACAUGUCAAAGAAGCGCAAAAUCAUAUUUCAAUGGUCAAAUAUCAUGAAGAUUUUGAAAAGACAAAGGGGAGGGGCUUUACCCCUGUCGUGGAUGACCCUGUGACAGAGCGCGUGAGGAAGAACACCCAGGUGGUCAGCGAUGCCGCUUAUAAAGGUGUCCACCCUCACAUCGUGGAGAUGGACCGGAGACCUGGCAUCAUUGUUGACCUCAAAGUUUGGCGCACAGAUCCUGGCUCCAUCUUCGACAUUGACCCCCUGGAAGACAAUAUUCAGUCUAGAAGUCUACACAUGCUCUCUGAAAAGGCAAGUCAAUAUAGGAGACAGCGGUCUCGAUCUCAUUCGAGCAGUACAUUUGGUACAGUUCUUGGAGAUGACAAGUCAGAAAUAUCCGAGAUUUACCCUAGCUUUUCAUGCAGCAGUGAGGUGACAAGACCGUCUGAUGAAGGAGCACCUGUUCUUCCUGGAGCCUACCAGCAGAGCCAUUCCCAAGGCUACGGGUACAUGCACCAGACCAGCCUGUCAUCCAUGAGGUCAAUGCAGCAUUCACCAAAUCUAAGGACCUACCGAGCCAUGUACGAUUACAGUGCCCAGGAUGAAGAUGAAGUCUCCUUCAGGGAUGGCGACUACAUUGUCAACGUACAGCCCAUCGAUGACGGCUGGAUGUACGGCACGGUGCAGAGAACUGGGAAAACCGGGAUGCUCCCAGCAAAUUACAUUGAGUUUGUUAAUUAAUUAUUUCCCCUUGCCCUUUGAGCUUUACUCUAAUGUAUACUAAACCUAGUCUUUUUAAAAGAUAGAAGACACUUUUAAGACAACUUGGCAGUUAUUUUACAAUAAUUUACCCUUACUUUGACAAUUAGACACACAGGUACCAGGAAGAAGGAAUGAUUUCUGGGCUGAGAACAGCAGCAUUUUCAGUAGUUCCUGUAAACAAAAUAAUUAGGUCUGGAGACCUGGUGCUGCUAAUUGUAUUACUGGUUUUUUUUUGAUUGGCUACUGAACCCUUCUGGGAAGAUGUAUUUUUGUAGACUUUAAUAGAGACGUUGAUUGUCUUGUAAAUGUAACGCGUAUAUGAGACUUCUUAGCUGUCACUUUGGAAUCACCAGAAGCCAAUUCUCUUAAUUCAGCAACACAGCCAAUAAUUUAAAAACCGUGUAGCUUUGGAGUCAUUAGACAAUUUCCAAUUCCAGUGAAAAUCAUCUAGUAUAAUAAAGUAAGCAAUGGCAAAAUGACAGUUUUGUUAAAAUCAUAUUGAGUGGUGGCCUUAGGGACCUAGAAACUUCUACUGAACAAAGAAAUUUUUUGUUUCCUUGGCCAACUUGGGUCUAUUUAUUUCUUAUUUGUACCAAGACAUAUCCUAAUCUCCACUUACAUUCUAUGGACCCACACGUAUUCUUGGCUCCACAGAAUGUCAGGACCAAAUAACUUCAUAGCUACUCUGCAAAGGGCAGAUUUAAGGCCAUCUAUAUGAUUUCCCUAAUAGCCUUUACCCUGUUGCAUGACAUGUAGGUUCAAGCUUCUGUAACAUAGGCAGCUGCACUGCCCAUUACUCCUACUAGAUCUAAAAGUGUGGCUGAUAUCUAAAAGCCUUUCCUCUAGUUGUCAGCUCAUCAGAAAAACAUAAUUUGAAAAGUUGCUUGAGAUUCUCCUGCAUUGCACUCUAGUUUUGAAGGAUGUACACUUUAGGAAAUAGAUGUAUACUCUAGUAAAUAAGUGAUUUAGGUGUUUAUUGAACAGCUUUCAUUAACUUAAUGCCGCUGCUGAUUUAAAAGUUAAGAAAACUUAACAGGAGCCAAUGACAAAGUGGGAUAGGAAGUGUGCUAGAGAACACCAGUGAACAAAAAGUGACCGAUCCAAUCUACAGAGAGUGAGAGAGAGAGAGAGAGAGAGGAUCUGGUUUCUUGUUUUGGAAAAGGUUUUCAAAUUCUGGAAUGGAAAUGUAGCUGCUGAAACUAGUAAAAGAAAAGACUUUCUUGUCACUUUCUGCUUUUUACUUUCUAAAUCACAUUCAAGGGGUGAGAUAGGAAUGUCAUCAGAGAUUUUAGGUCCAGGCACAGGUUGUUCACUGAAAAUGGAAUUGUUGUCAGAUUUUGAUUUUUCAAACGAGUGACCUUGCAGUUUCUUUCUGGAUUCACAGCCAUGACUGCAGCCUUUGCCUGUGGGUUGUGACUUUCACCUGAGUCCACAGUCAAGAUCACCUGAGAUUAACAUCCAUCAGCAACUGUGUUUUUCUGAUUGUGUCAUUUAUUGGGACCUGCAACAGGGUAGCAUUCAUGUAGGAUCUGACUCUAUAGUUGAGGUGAAGCUGAAAAAGCUAAGUCUCAAAAAUGUAAUAAAAUGUAUGGGUUGGGGAUAUCUCCUUAUACCUUUUAAUCAAAGAAAUUAACAAAAUAUAUUUUAUUGAAAUGUUUAUCAGUCCAAAGGCAAACAUUAAUUUAUUAACACCUUUGAAAGCUUAGCUAAUACUUUUAAAAAUCUGUAGUUUCAUCUUAUCUAGCUAAAAGAGUAAAUAGAAUAAAAUUUAUUGCACGCAAGCUUCAUCUGCAUGACACCGACAUAAAAUUGAAGAGAGACAAAAUUCAGGCAAAUAACUAGAGACUUUUUUUGAGUGAGCUUUACGGAAUAGGCAGUUUGACUGAUUUUCUAUCAUUGAAAUGACCGGUCAUGAUUAGAUUGAUUAAACCCCAUAUCAAUUUUGAUGUCCUGUACACAAACCUACAAACACAAACUUAAUUUGCAGUAUUCUUGCAAAAAUUUAUGUGCAUUAAAAGUGAGGGAAAUGAGCUUGCUCAUUUUUAUUAUACCAUUAAAUAAAUAUUUACGUUUCACCCAGACUUCUUUUCACGAUUAUAAAAAAGGAGUCGUUGUUGAUUAAAUUUUGCAGACUAAAUGUAGGACAGAUAUAAUUUUUGAUAAAUAGCACAUUUAUAGGGAACUCAAAGAAAACUGACUUAAAAUGAUAAGGAUAAUGGGGAAAAGUUACCAUAAAGUAGCAGCUUGAUAUUUCAUUGUUUUUCUCAUCCACUGAUUUCAAAAUCGGGUUCAUUGAAUGUAAAAGUCAAUACUUACUUGGGGAAUAAUUCUCCUAAAUUGUAAGCUUUACAUAAUGUUUGCAUAGUAAGAUGUUUCUGCUUCCAGCCUUUAGGAAUUCAGAUCUGAUCAGAAUGUAACGAGAGGGAGGUUAUUUUACAGUAAAGACUGAGGGAGAACAAGAUGUCACAUGCUUCUGACACUCUCACUUGAUAGUGUUGUCAUUGUCACUAAAGCUUGUCAGGAUAUUAAGCAUCUCAGCAGAAAUAUAGGAAUUAUGUGUAUUCAUACCAAAGUGCUAUUUUACAGAAUCAUUUUCAAAGCUACAUCGCUGAAUAGCUUUUCCUCUUUCAACACGGUACCUGCCCAGCUUCAGUUUGGCAAGAGGUAUCAUACAUAACGCUGACAGCUAAGCAAGGGUCUAAGAAACGAGCCUUUUUACAAAUCAAGUUACAGAAGACUGGGUGCCCAAGCACCGAGAGCACGCACCUGCUUGCCUAAGCCCAUGUCCUCCAGCCUGACAAAAGCACAAGGAGCGAUGUGAUAGACUUUUCAAGUUUUCGGAAACCAAGCUGUAUGCGGAUCACACCUCUCUGGAGAAAAGCAGUUUUUGUAGCAAGUGUUUUUAUGAAUUCUUAGUCUCCAAGGAAGCUUUCUCUCUCUCACCUGUGGCAAAAUGACUUCUUUGUGUCUUCUUGUAAUCUCACAUUAGCAUUUAUCUGGUUGCCAGAUGUCCCUGCAUCUUCUCAGGCCUCCCCCCACCUCCAGACACCACCCAGGAACGUGCAAGCACAAUUUCCAAGCACCUUGUGUGAAGAGGGAUGAGACCAGCCCAGCCCCUCCCUUGCCACUGGAGUCAUUGCUUGAAGAUGGUAAAGAUGCGGUUUUGCCCGUUUUGCCACAGUCUUUUUUUCCCUUAUCGUCUCUGUGUUGAGCUCUACAACACCUUGGGGGUUGGGAAGCCAACUUUUCUAAAACAGUGGAAGUUGAAGAGGUGUAUUUUUUUUUUAAUUUGUUCAACUCCAGUGGAAUGUUUUUAAUGAAAAGACAGAGAAAAUGUGUGUGAUCCUUUAAUAACACAUCUCUAUAUAAAGUAGAUAUAGUUUAUACCAAAAUUAUAAUAUAGAUAUAUACAAAAAUAGGUGCCUUUUUGAUUACCCUUGUUUGUCCACUAUUGCCUGGGAAAGAAAAGCAAGCUUCUGCUUAUCCUAUAGUAAUAUUUUAUUACACAUGAUUGGUAUUUUUGUGGUGGGGAAGUAAGACGCUCCUGACAGGUAUGAAGGGUGAUAGCUGAUUAUUUUACUUCUAAAGGUUUAGGAAUUUAGAAAAUACUGACUCUUUCCACCAAUUUUUGAACGGUCCUUUGUAGAUUUAUAUAUAGUUGAGCUGCAUAAACAUUAAUUUUGGGCUUGAGGUAUAAAAUACCUAUAUUAUGAGGCUGAAUUCAUUACACAAGAUGAAAUUCACUUCACAAAUUCAUUAUAUCUUAGCUAUUUGCUUCUGAUCAUCUAAAAGUGGCUGGAGUGUGCUUGUUUUGGGUAACGUGACAUGGUGCUGAGAAAGCUUUAGUUCAGGAAGAAGCUAUGUAAACAAAUGAUAAAUGAAAGUCUCCUUCUCAAGUAUUCCUUGCCCAUUAGGUCCUUCCCAGGCUGCUGUCAACUAUCGAUGAUCCAAAAACUCAUGACAUUGUAUAAUGCUUCUGUGGUCAUCAUUCCAGGAUGCUUAGGCUCCUGGAGUCCACAAGCCUGGAAGGAUCCCCAGGGCAAAUCUCAUCCCCAGUUGUCCAUGUUACUUUAGUGUAUUCAUGGAAAUUCCAUAUGUUUUUGGUGUUAGAUAUAUGGUAUUCAGUUUGCAUAGUGUAUACUUCUUUGUAAUCCAGUGCUAUUAAGAAUGCUUUACUUAAAGGAAAAAAAGAAAUCUGCAUUAUAGUCCCAUUCUUCAGUGUCCACACAAUGAAUGGCUGAGCAUCUUAGAAGCAGCAGCGGGUGUGUCACAGGCAUGGCGUGGAACAGUUUGGUCUUUGACUUGUGAUAAAAGUGCAAAAUUGAAUCACUGUGCAGUUUGGCUUUUAUUUACUUCAAAAUGUGUAGAAUUGUGGUUGAUUUAAUUUGCAAGAUUUUACUAACUUUGAGAGCUUACAGUUUUGAAGGAAACAAUGUUUUUAAAAUGAAGGGGCUCACAGAAGAAACAACCCAAUGUUACUAAUAUAAUCUGGCUUUUGUCAUGCAAAUUGUUAACACCAGCUAUUAAAAUAUAUUUUAGUAGAAAUGCUUUAAUUCAUGUUUUUUUCCUCUACACUGUGAAUCUUGAAGCCUUGGUGGACUAGAGCAACAUCAUGCUGCCCAAAGGACUCACCUAUGCAAACUAGUUCACAUGUUAGUGGGUGUCACAGUAAUCGGGUAAUAAGGCAUUAUUUCCCCUGCAUAAUGUACAGCGGCAUUGAAAUAACACAUUACGCCUAAUAUCAUGUAUGUACAGUGUAGUCACUCACAAACCCUUCAAGGCUACCAGAAUCAUUAGUAUUAUUAUUUGUUUAAAGGCAAAUCGCUGAAUUAUCUAUUAGAACUACUGACCGAUGUAAUAACAAGAAUGACGGAUGGAUGUGUCAGCCAUGGCUGCUGUGUGGUCACUGCAGGUGUCCUCCGGGGACAGAACUAUGUUCUCAGAUGCACUUUCUUCAGGGUAUUGUUUUUCUGUGUCUUCUUUCUGUAUUUGUAAAACAUUAGAACGCUUUAAUUUCCUAUCUACAACUUGGUUUGCUUAAAUAAAUGCGGGAUAUAAAAAAUGGUUCCA
Myotis brandtii (Brandt's bat) is the source of this 7938-nucleotide messenger RNA. RefSeq names its product nebulette (gene NEBL). The coding region runs from base 1 to 2847 and encodes 948 amino acids. Gene Ontology annotation, biological process: cardiac muscle thin filament assembly. NCBI's taxonomy places the organism in Eukaryota, Metazoa, Chordata, Mammalia, Chiroptera, Vespertilionidae. Gene Ontology annotation, cellular component: Z disc. The record is from RefSeq and is a predicted model, not a curated record. Gene Ontology annotation, molecular function: actin filament binding. The transcript has 26 exons.